Drosophila yakuba is the source of this 956-nucleotide messenger RNA. RefSeq names its product 26S proteasome non-ATPase regulatory subunit 8 (gene Rpn12R). The record is from RefSeq and is a predicted model, not a curated record. The transcript has a single exon. Gene Ontology annotation, biological process: proteasome-mediated ubiquitin-dependent protein catabolic process. The coding region runs from base 82 to 870 and encodes 262 amino acids. Gene Ontology annotation, cellular component: nucleus; cytosol; proteasome regulatory particle, lid subcomplex. NCBI's taxonomy places the organism in Eukaryota, Metazoa, Arthropoda, Insecta, Diptera, Drosophilidae.
UUUAAAUUGUGUCCUGUCAAUCAAAACGAACAAAAUUUUCAUACCCGAGAAUUCAGUCGUCGUCCUAACUUGGCUGUGAUCAUGUCGAAUCUGUACACCGAAUUAAAGAACGAGUGGAGCAAGCAUGCGCCCAACCUGGCCCUGUGCUCCCACCUGCUGGAUGGAUUCAAACUGGAGCUGGUGAGGUCCAACUUUGGGACAAUCCAAACUGCGUCGAGUUCCAAGCAGAAGGAUCAGCUCAUCAAAUCGCGGGAGAUGCUGGAAAUCGCCGUGGAACAUAGCAUCACCAUCAAGGAUUAUGCAGCCUUCGAGAGAUACAUGGCCCAGUUGAAUACGUACUACUAUGAUUACGAUAAGUACUUGGAGUCCUCGAAGCACAUGCACAAGUUCAUGGGUCUGAAUCUGCUCUAUAUGCUGGCCACCAAUCGCAUUGCCGACUUCCACAUCGAACUGGAACGUUUGCCGUCGGCUUUGCUGCUCCAUGAUAGCUUCAUCAAGCCCGUUCUGGCAUUGGAGAACUACUACAUGGAGGGCAGAUACAACAAGAUCCUGCAAGCGAAGAAGUCUAUGCCCUCGGAGAUCUAUUCGAAUUUCAUGGACAUACUGGUGAACACGGCCCGCGAGGAGAUCGCAUCCUGCAUGGAGAAAUCCUACCUGAAGAUGGCACCCAAACAGGCUGCUCAGCGCUUGGGACUUCGUCCCGGUUCCAAGGAGCUGCUGGAACUGGCCAGCAAACGUCAGUGGUGCCUGGACGAGGAGGGGAACUACAACUAUGCUGGACUCCAUACCAGACCCAUGGAGAAGGUACCCGCCAAGGACAUCGCCACCCAUAAUCUCACCUAUGCCCAAGAGCUGGAGAAAAUUGUUUGAAUUCUUGUUCCUAAUCCACUCAACCAGAAAAUAAGAUCCAGAAUCUAUACAUUCAGCCCAAAAAUCAGUAAAUUGCGAACCGGAAA